CUUGCGUGUGACAUUUGGGCGUGUUGUGGCAGCGGAUCUGGUGUAUUGAGAGAUCUCACUUUGAUCAGAUGGUGCUUGUCCGUCAAACAGCCUGUCAGCAACAUCCGGGUUUGGUAGCAGCAAACUGAAGCAUCGUCUGCUUAUUGGCUGUUUGCAUUAUCAUCAGGAAGGAUGAUGACAACGCUUCAACAAAAUGAAGUUGGCACACAAAAUGAAAGAAAUCUAAAUAGCUUCUAUAGUAUUCAAGGUAAACAAGAGGAGAAGGGUGAUAGAAGUGAUCGAGGAUCUGAUGAGACUGACCGCGAAGACGCAAUUCUAAACAUACUAGAGACUCCGAGCAUCUCCAACAAAGACCUCAUUUCAUCUACUGCCGAAUUCAAUGGCAAGUUUAAGUUCACAUGGUUCAAGACCUUUCUGAUUCCCUUGGGUCCAUUUACGAUAGUCCUGGCACUUUUCUAUGUGGUCGCCCUUAUGGCGAGAGGCAUCUUCCAGCCUGUUUAUCUCAACUCAAUGCGUUUGACGCGCGCAAUAACGACGAGCAAAGCGAAUGAUGUCACUGAUUACUACGUUGCCGUCUUGUUUCUUGCACUGACACAAUUCGGUAUCACGUUUGUGUGUCUGCUUGUUGUCUACUGUGGGAAUCACCGAGGCAUGAGCCUGCGGCCACCGAUACGUAUACGAGGCCUUGUCACUAUCGGAUUUUUCAACUUCCUUGUAUAUUUAUGUUUCUCUUACGCCAGUUCGCCAGCAAGAACUCCGCCGCAGUUGCAAGCCGUCAUAAUGACGUCCGUUGUACCCUCUGGGGUUCUCGUUCAUCGCGCUUUCUUUAGGGAAUGGGUUUCUCCCGGUAGACUCGUUUGUGCUUUCGUCGUGGUCGUCGGUCUCGUCAUAUCCCUGGAACCUGUCCUGUUCAACAUGACCAUAGCUCAAGAUCCCGUAUGUAGAGAUGGAGUAUUCCCAAAAGAGUCGGAUGAUUGGAAAAUGGUGUGGUGUGGUGUGUUCGCCUUGUCUUCCUUGCCGAGGGCCUUUAGGACAGUCAUUUCGGACAAGGAGAUGAAACUGAGAGGCUUAACAAAUGUUCAUCUACUUGUUCUCAUCGCGUGGAUCAAUUUUGGUAUCGUUGUCUUUGCUCUCUUUUUUGUCUGGAUCGAUCUGCUUCCUUUUCCUGGUGGAACCGCCGACGGCAGUGUGGAGAGGCUCGGGCAAGCGUUACGGCAAGGUUUAGCGUGUUCGUACGGAAUGGCAGUUGGUGAUUACUCCAAUUUUCCCGGGCAAUGCAAGAUGGCGUCGUUGUGGGGAUGGCUCUACGUUUUAUCGAGUUUCUGCGUGUCACUCGGUUUGUUUGGCUUAACCAAAUACUCAGCCAACGCAGUUCAGACCAUCAUAGUCUCAGCCAUUGUGACACCCGUCAGUACUCUCUUUUGGAUGUUAUUCACAAUAUGUCCGGGAGCGACUAAUAUCCAUUGGUAUCCUGCCUUUGAAAAGGAGUGGAAGUCUGCUGUCUAUGUCGCUGUUGGGAUGUUGUUCAUAAUUCCUGCAGCUGUUGCGUACAAGUUCUUGGGGAAGACACGUCCACGUACGAACAGAAAUUUGAAAUGACGUUGUUUCUUAUUAUUUUCAGAGACACACCAAUGAUACUCUUUUCUUGUCUACUUUAUCGCGCAUUCGUGGAAGAUUUAUCAUCAGGAGCUUGUUGACUAGCGGCAGCUUUUGUUAGUUCUACAGACACA
Messenger RNA from Corticium candelabrum, 1730 nucleotides. RefSeq lists its product as uncharacterized. Bases 172 to 1599 code for a protein of 475 amino acids. The record is from RefSeq and is a predicted model, not a curated record. The transcript has 6 exons. Lineage: Eukaryota; Metazoa; Porifera; Homoscleromorpha; Homosclerophorida; Plakinidae.